AUGGAGGGAUCGUCAAUGGUGAGAAGUGAUGAUGAGAAGAAGAGAUCAAGAUGGAUAGAGGAAGUGGAGAAAGGAGGAAGGAUAGCGGCGCCGAUGGUGGCGGUGGCGGUGGCGCAAUAUCUGUUGCAGGUGGUAUCGCUGAUAAUGGUGGGACACUUAGGACAGCUCUCUCUUGCCAGUAUCGCCAUUGCUACUUCUCUCACCAACGUCUCUGGCUUCAGUCUCUUGUCAGGAAUGGCAGGUGGAUUAGAAACCCUAUGUGGCCAAGCUUACGGAGCAGAACAGUAUCACAAACUAGGGAUCUACACUUACACUGCAAUUAUCUCUCUCUCUCUGGUUUGUGUUCCAAUCUCUCUUGCAUGGAGUUUCAUGCACAAAUUACUCCCACAUUUAGGUCAAGACCCAGUGAUCUCCAUGGAAGCUCGAACUUACUCCAUGUGGCUCAUACCUGCACUGUUCGCUUCUGCAAUUCUCAAGCCUCUCUCCAGAUAUUUCCAGACUCAGAGUCUGAUCUUUCCCUUGCUUUUAAGCUCCUCUUUAGCUUUGUGUUUGCAUGCAGUUACGUGUUGGAAUCUGGUGUUCAAGUUAGAGCUAGGGCUUGUUGGUGCUGGAAUUUCUUUUAGUGUUUGUGCUUGGUUCAACGUGAUUCUUCUGGUGUUGUAUAUGAAGUAUUCUUCUGCAUGUGAGAAGACUCGAAUCGGUUUUACGAAGCAAGGUUUGCUUGGCAUGUCAGAGUUCUUCCGUUUUGCUGUUCCAUCUGCUCUUAUGGUUUGCCUAAAGUGGUGGGCAUGCGAGUUGUUUGUAUUACUGGCCGGACUCUUUCCAAAUCCAAAGUUAGAGACAUCGGUCUUUUCUAUAUGCCUUACAAUUUCAACUUUGCACUUCACCAUACCAUAUGGGUUUGGCGCUGCUGCUAGUACAAGAGUAGCGAACGAGGUGGGUGCAGGGAACGUGGAAGCAGCGAAAGUAGCAGUGGGAGUGUGGAUGAUAGUGGGAGUGACGGAGGGAGGCAUAGUGAGCGGAACCCUAUGGGGACUCCGACACGUGUUGGGCUAUGCCUUCAACUCCGAUCACGAGGUUGUCCGCUACGUGGCUUCUAUCACCCCUCUCUUGUCUCUCUCCAUCUUCUUCGACUCCUUCCAGGCUGUUCUUUCUGGAGUCGCCCGAGGAUGUGGGUGGCAGCACGUGGGAGCCUACGUCAACAUUGGAGCAUUUUAUGUCGUCGGAGUUCCUGUCGGAGCCUUGCUUGCCUUCCCUGCUCAUUUCAGAACCAAGGGCCUCUGGAUUGGCCUCCUCUCUGGCUCUCUCCUCCAAUCUUCCCUCCUCUCUCUCAUCACUUAUCUCACUAACUGGUCUUCACAGGCAAAGGGGGCAAGGCAAAGAAUAUUUGAUUCCAGAUCUCCGGAUGCGAAUGAAACAGUGAACCAUCCUUAA
Molecule: messenger RNA, 1434 nt
Organism: Prosopis cineraria
Lineage: Eukaryota; Viridiplantae; Streptophyta; Magnoliopsida; Fabales; Fabaceae
Product: protein DETOXIFICATION 14-like
Exons: 6
Coding region: 1-1434 (477 amino acids)
Biological process (GO): xenobiotic detoxification by transmembrane export across the plasma membrane
Cellular component (GO): membrane
Molecular function (GO): antiporter activity; xenobiotic transmembrane transporter activity
Source: RefSeq, a predicted model, not a curated record